Molecule: messenger RNA, 939 nt
Organism: Salmo salar (Atlantic salmon)
Lineage: Eukaryota; Metazoa; Chordata; Actinopteri; Salmoniformes; Salmonidae
Source: RefSeq, a predicted model, not a curated record
GCGCCCACAAUCAAAGACAACUAUAACCCCACGGUUAAUUAAAAAAUAUUUUUUUUUUUACAUUUUACGGUAGUGGUCGGUCGAGGAAAUCUGAUCCCUAUAGGCAGGCCAGUGAAGGCCACGCAUGGACAGCCCGGGGCAUGAUGCAACGCGUGGCUGGGGGAUUAUUUUCACAGUAGUCAGAACUGGAAAGGAUGUGUCAUCAAAACUCAUCACCUCUCACUUCUUUUACAGAGUUUCUUCAUCUAUGCUGACAAUGCUACAUUACGCCUUAGUAUACAUGGCAUAUCAUACCAGCAGAUGGCUUCCACGGGAUGAAAGGUUAAAAUUUCAAAUAAUUAAUGCAGUCUUUGUGGCACUAGUUCUCAUCCCUCAAUUGUUUGUUCUAACCAGACCCAAAUCUUCUAGAUACUGCCAGCAGCCUCUUCUGAACAAUCUCACUGCCUUCAUUGUCCUGUCCUUCAUGGCAACAGGUUUUGCAGUAACAUUCACACUGAUAGACCCAGUUCCCCAGAGCUUCAGGGCAGCCUACCAUGGGUUUGGACUUGUAUCUUUUGUCCAGGGACUAUGCACCAUCGCCCUGACUCUGACUGCACAACAGUGUGCGAAAACAACUCCUGAGCUGUACUAUUUGUCCCUUGUUCUAUCAUUGACUUGUAUCCUGAGUACAGCCUUCUUCUUGGUGAAGGGAGGAUUCUGGGUAAAAACCAAUCGGCUACCCAGGCCUUGCCAGAGAGGGAACAAUGGCUAACUAGUCCAAACAGUCUACAGCUGCUCCAGGUUGUAAUUAUAUAUGCGCCAUAGACCCAUCCAUCUAUAAUUGAUGCUGUUUCCAGGCUACCAUCAGCAAGCGAUACUGUUGCACGGUAUGGUGACUAGUGUAGUAUGUAGUGAAUUUACAUAUCCCAUUUCCUUAAUUUAAUACACUUGAUAUCAAUU